Molecule: messenger RNA, 855 nt
Organism: Cooperia oncophora
Lineage: Eukaryota; Metazoa; Nematoda; Chromadorea; Rhabditida; Trichostrongylidae
Source: the annotation of a GenBank genome assembly
AUGUGGCUCUGGGAGGAGUUCAACCUAGCUGGUGUCUUCCGGUUGUUCUCGAUGUUGGCACUAACAAUCAGAACUUAUUGGCUGAUCCACUCUACAUUGGUCUUCGGCAUGAGAAGAAUUCGUGGUCCGGAAUACGAUCGCCUCAUCGAUAACUUUAUGAAAGCAGUAACCAAAAGGUUUGGCCGUGACACGCUCAUUCAAUUCGAGGACUUUGCAAACGUGAACGCUUUCCCAAUACUGGACAGAUACAAGAACGAUUAUUGUACAUUCAAUGACGAUAUCCAAGGUCAAGCGAUAUUUGGAACAGCUACGGUGGUUGUUGCCGGGUUAUUGGCUGCAACUCGCGUCACCAAGCAGAAACUGUCAGAGCAAAAGAUUGUGUUUCUUGGAGCUGGUUCGGCUGGAUUAGGAGUGGCUGAGUUAUGUGUACUUCAAAUGAUGGAUGAAGGACUUUCAAGAGAAGCAGCAUGUGACAACAUUUUCGUACUGAACAGCAAAGGUUUGAUCACGAAGGAACGUGCGAAGACGCUCUCUCCCCGCCAUCAGCAAUUUGCGAAGGAUCUUCCGGACACGAAAGGUCUUCUGGAUGUGAUCAAAAUGGUCAAGCCAAACGCACUCAUGGGCCCACGUCUUGUCCUCGCUUGGGAUCACACCUUAGAAGAUAAUGUAGUGUUAAAGCAAGUCGUCAAGGUGUAUACAGCUGAUCCAGUUGAUGCUAUCAGACCAUUUCCAGGUAUUUCAACGGUCUUCGGAGCAUUUACGCCAGAAAUCCUCCGCGAAAUGGCUGAGAUCAAUGCUCGAACCGAUUAUUUUUGCUCUUUCGAAUCCUACCAGCAAAUCAGAGUGUACGGCUGA